Messenger RNA from Girardinichthys multiradiatus, 1557 nucleotides. It is a transcript of the gene exosc1, whose product is annotated as exosome component 1. The transcript is spliced from 8 exons. Bases 29 to 643 code for a protein of 204 amino acids. Gene Ontology annotation, molecular function: RNA binding. Gene Ontology annotation, biological process: RNA processing. The record is from RefSeq and is a predicted model, not a curated record. Gene Ontology annotation, cellular component: cytoplasm; nuclear exosome (RNase complex). NCBI's taxonomy places the organism in Eukaryota, Metazoa, Chordata, Actinopteri, Cyprinodontiformes, Goodeidae.
GAAGAAGAAGAAGAAGAAGAAGAAGCCAAUGAGGUGGCUCUCUGCUCUUCCUGAGAACAUGUCACCACUGAGGUUGAGUGUCCCAGGUGAGAAGCUGUGCAGUGUAGAAGAUUGUUCUACAGGGACUGGAGUGUACCAGCGACAUGGUUACAUAUACUCCUCCCUCGCUGGCUACGUGCUGAGGAAAAACGAGGGAGAGGAGCUACCGGUGAUCUCGGUGGUGAGAGAAACAGAAGCACAGCUGCUGCCGGAUGUCGGAGCCAUAGUCACCUGCAAGGUGACUGGCAUCAACUCCAGGUUUGCUAAGGUCCAUAUCCUUUACGUCGGUUCCACACCACUGAAAGAUCGCUUCAGGGGGACUAUCAGAAAAGAAGACGUGCGAGAAUCUGAGAAAGACAAGGUGGACAUAUACAAAAGCUUCAGACCUGGUGACAUUGUCCUGGCAAAAGUUAUUUCCCUCGGGGACGUUCAGUCUACCUACUUGUUGACAACAGCAGAGAAUGAACUGGGUGUGGUGGUGGCUCACAGUGAAGCAGGUGCCCAGAUGAUUCCCAUCAGCUGGCGUGAGAUGCAGUGCCCGCAGACCAACGCCAAAGAGUUUCGUAAAGUGGCCCGAGUGCAGCCUGAGUACCUGGAAGCAUGAGAGCCCCUGAAAGUCUGCUCUGGAACAAACUCAGGAACAAACCAAGUGGCCUCCUAACUCUUUUUCUCUGGGUGACAUGUGAUUCUUAUGCUACUUCUGAUAUAGUCUCAUUAAGGCUUUACUUCUGCACGUUUUCAUUGUGCCGGAUUGAACCCGGAGAGACCAAACUGAUAAGAUUUGUUUUUAUUCCCAAUAAACAGAGUUCAUUUUUAUCAAAGGUCCACAGGCCAACAACAGAUAUUCAAAGCAAUCCUGAAUAUCAAUAUGGAAAUCUGACAGAAUUGCAUCAUGUCCUUAUUUUACAGUUAAGGGCAUCCAACAUUUCACAGGAUCAAAACGGUAUAGUUUUGCAGCCAGAGGAGCAGGUUCUGUUUCAAAUGCAGGAUUCAGUUGUUUAUGAAUACAUUUAAUGGCAGUGUCAGCCAGAACUAUCUUUGCUGCUGUUUUGCUGGAAGAUGAAACUGUUAUUGAUAAAUCUCUAAUUUUACAGCCACUUCUGAAGAGGCCAGGUCUACACCUUUGUGGUAAUUAAUGGAAAUACAGUAAGCAUUUGUGCCCUGUCUCUUUAACUUAGUGGGACUCGUUUAUAUUUCAGUUUUUUUGUUAUUUUAGCACAUUUUGCUUGGAUUGUCAUAAAAAAGUAAAUUAAUUAAGAAUUAAUGGCUUGUUAUGCCAACUACAGCCAAGUUAAAAAAUGUAGGGGUCUAUCUGGACAUUUAGCAAACAUUUGUUCCCAAAUAAGUUUAUAAUUUGUAGAGAAGUUGUCACUUAAAAAUCACUAUAUGUAGUGCAUUUACUUUGGAUUUUAGGUGACAGACCAACACAAAAUAUUGCAUAAAUAUAAAAUGGAAAGAAAACUAUACCUGGUUUUCAAAAAUGUUUUCAAAUAAAACAUCUAAAAUGUGGGGCAUGCA